CGGAUUAUGCUUUUGUUUUGUUAUGGUGGUAAAUUAAAAAUCAAUUAAUUACUAUCUUCAUGUUGUUUACAAACAACCAAGAGUUACGAGAUUAGGCCGAUCAUCGUUGAUUGUUUAAAAAAUAAAAAGAUUAAAAAUGCCUAUAAAGACAAAGCAAAUAAAAGGGAUAUUAAUACCCAUGGAGGAACAAGUAAAUAAAUUGAAAGAACUAAUAAAUGCUAACCCUGUUACUCCAAAUGGGUCUAUAUCAAAAAACUCAUCUCUUUUCGAACACUUGGAAUGUUUGGGAGAAAAAUUUGAUACCUUGGUAAAAGGAGAAAUUAGUGAUUAUGAAGAAAUGGAAUCAAAGAUUAUUAGUAUUGUAGAAGAAUUUUGUUCACUAAAAUAUAUGGAUGAGUCUAUUGAAAGCAUAGACAAAGAAAUGGCAGUUCAAAUUUUGUCCACUGUGUUAGAUAAAUUUAAAUUAACUCUUGAAGGUCUAGAAAAAUUGGAAUGUUUGCCGCUGAAACAAAGAUUGACAGAAUGCCUAGAUUAUAUUAAGGAAAUGGGUCAAGCCAAUGAAAUUGAACAUUUUCAGAACAUCAAGGAAUUAGGCACUUCCAUUCUGGAAUUGCUUGGACCAUUACAAAUAUAUAAAAAAAGCUUAGUGUGUCAGUUGUUAGCUGAAAAGAUCAAACUAUAUUUGUGUCAGUUGUGUGCAGCAUUUAAACUGUUGGUACAAUUAGUACAAGAACAACACCGGCUAAAUGCACCAAUCUAUAAUUGCAAGAAAUAUGUCUGUGAAAGACUCUGCUUUUGCUUGAAGAUGAUAAUAGAAAUAUUGGAUAUAUCAGAUUCAUUACCUGAGGAUGAAGCAUUUGAACAAAAAAAUCAUUUUGUUUAUAGGAUGGAUUUGGUACUGGAUAUCUUGUCAGAGAUUCCAAAUAAAUCACAAAAAGAUCAAAUAUUGGAAUGCAAAGACUUAUGGCUUCGAAUAGAAGAUGUAUUCUCGUGUGCGAUGGCAAUUGCACAAGUCUGCAAACCUUCCAAUUUUAAAGCGAUAACCGGAACCUGUCAGUCGAUUAUAUCUGAAUAUGAAAAUUUGAAGUUCCAAUUAACGUCCGAAUCAUCUGAUACAGCAUUGAAUAAUUUGUUCAUGAACAGUUUAAGCGACGCGCUUUAUCGAUUAGAACGUAAAAUUAAUGUGUCGGUAUUGAAUCUUGUUAUGGAAGUUUUCAGUGAUCCCUUUCACGCUCUGAGAAAGCUUGUUACAAUCUGUGGCAAUUCAUUAAGCGCUAAAAAGCGAUCUAAGAACGAUUUAUCCAAUGCUAUAGAGGAUUUCGAUCAAAUUAUAGACAAAUCCAUGCAAAUUGGAUUGUUUGCUAUUGCCUCUUGCAAAGAUAAAAAUCGGAUUAAUCAAAUACGAAACUGUUUGGCAAGUCUCGAAUCUUUGGAAACAGAGUUGAUUUCUGCCAUUACCACUUUUUAUUUGCAUCCAGAGAGUAAAGAAAUGCGAGAAAAUGUAAAACUGUUAACUGGACAGUGGCAAUUGGAAGUCAAUAAGUUGCACGAUGCGAUUAAUCUAAUUAUAGAUUCGGGUGCUUAUUGUCAGGUAGUAUUAGACGAUCUUCAGGAUCGUAUUUCCGUAAUGACAAAUUGUCUCGACAAUAGGGAGCCUGUUACUCAAGCGCAAGUACAAAGUAUUGUACUUCGAUCCUUGUCGCUCUCCCGCCAAAUAAGUAUCACCAUAAACGAUAUUGGAAGCGACAUUAUUGAAAGGCAAACAAUAAUGAUGAUUAGAGAAUUAAAAGCUGCAAUAUUCGAAGCUGAUGCUGCCUCGAAAAGUCUGUUAGUGGAUAACGCUACGGAACCACAGCAAUUGCGAGUGAUAAAAAGAUGCGAAUUAAUUUUAAACGUAGUAAAACGAUUACAUCCCGCUUUAGUUGCUAUUAUGAAUAAUACAACAUUGAUGAAUAUAAGUUAUGGAAAAAGCAGUAAGGGACAAGGUGAUACUAUUCACGACGUGAGUAGCAAAUUGGCAUCUACAAUUUAUGGAUUAUCUAAUGAUAAUCAUCAUCAGAAACCUUUAGCCUAUGUAAGAACUCCUUAUACAGUGAGCAGUUGCAAAACACCCUUAUCUAUACAGACUGCGAAUAGUAUUUCUAAAACACAAUUGAAUUUAUCAUGUUUGAUUCCUUAUAUCAAGAAAGGGCGCGAGAUGCGCACCGAACGUUCGGUCAUGUAUAAAACACCACGCAAAAAUGACUCUGUUGAUCGAUCCUUGACCGACAUUAGGUUAAAACCACGUAGUUUGACUAGUAUCAGACAGCAUCUGUUUAGCAGGGACAGUAUUAGUUCUCAUGAUGAUAUCUGUUUGUCUGAGGAAACUAUGAAUCUAACAGGUAUUUUAGAAAGAUUUGUAUUUUCCUGUACAAACCUGUGCACAACCUCGUCGAAGUUUCAUCAUGUAGAAAAAACGCAACAUGAUACGAUCGCUGAAAAAUCUGAUAAAAAGUCUGUUAGAUGUUUAACAGAAUCGUUGGUUGAAUGCAUCGAAACGCAAUCUGAGAUUACAACUGGUAAAAUGGAUCAAUGUUCUACGAUCGGCGGAGGCGACGGGCCAUCAAUUGUGGAUAUGUCGAAAAGUUACGAUGAUACUCAACAUCCGAAUAAAAGUACAGAAAUAACACAAGAACGACUAUUUGGAGAUUAAAUGUUGCCGUUACGAUUUAUGUUGGUGAAGGAGAACAUUGAUCUUCAUUGAAUUUGGAGUUUCAGUAUAUCGAUUAGAAAAUAUAAACAUUCGCUGUUGAAAUAUACUACCUUAAAGUGGUUUCUAUUAAACACAUCAACAAUACUUUCAGAGCGAGGAAAUGAAAAAGAAUGAGAGGAGGGAGAUAAAGAAUAGGGAUUUUACUUAUAUCUAUGUUCUAUUUCAAUUUUUUCAUGAAUUUUAAGAUUUGUAAAAUUUUCAUUAAUAAAGGAAUGUUUUUGAAUUAGCC
Messenger RNA from Bombus pyrosoma, 2981 nucleotides. RefSeq lists its product as uncharacterized. Gene Ontology annotation, biological process: cellularization; cell-cell adhesion; cell migration. Gene Ontology annotation, cellular component: catenin complex; membrane; adherens junction. The record is from RefSeq and is a predicted model, not a curated record. Gene Ontology annotation, molecular function: beta-catenin binding; actin filament binding. NCBI's taxonomy places the organism in Eukaryota, Metazoa, Arthropoda, Insecta, Hymenoptera, Apidae. The coding region runs from base 137 to 2692 and encodes 851 amino acids. The transcript is spliced from 12 exons.